This is a messenger RNA of Moneuplotes crassus, 1153 nucleotides long. The record is from the annotation of a GenBank genome assembly. Lineage: Eukaryota; Ciliophora; Spirotrichea; Euplotida; Euplotidae.
UGGCUUUGAACCAAAAAUUCCUAACUCUUCAAUUGACUACUCAAAAGAAGAUCCUUAGGAAAUCGAAUGCUCCUUGAAGGAACAAACCUAUACUGAAAUCCACCCGUUUCGGACCAUAUGCAGGCAGAAUGAAGUAAUGGGGCAGCCCCAAAGCCUGAACGGAAGGUUGCUCACUCAGUAGAGUAUAGAAGAAAGGACAAUGGGAAUAUAAUAUCUAGUAUUUAUCCACCAGAGUCCUCCCUCAUGUUCCCUCAACAUGUUAACCAUGAGAUCGAGAAGGAGCUCAGAGAGUUCAUGACUGAGAAUGAGGAGAAGUUUAAAAAUUCGAAAAUGAACCAGACUUUCAAGUUUCCUAGGAAGCAACCUAAAAUUGACCUCCCUAUUCAUCAUAAAUCUAGCUAUAUAAGGAUGAAUACCCCUGGUUCUGCCUCUUAUCGCAGCAAUCGAAGGUAUAAAUCCCAGGAAAACACAGGCAAGUAUGUGUUAAAAGACAACAAAGCUGCCUUUGUGCCACUUAAUGGAAAUUUUAUGCCUGGAGACAGUGGCUCGACGGACUCUGUGAGAAAAUAACUAUAAAAUGCUCCAGAAAACUCUUAAUUUGAGCUUCCCUGAACGGCAGAAUAAGUUUAAAAUAAAUAUCAACCAGAGCAUCCUUAAGAAAAAUCUUAAAAAGCUGAAUAGGAAGCCUUCCACAAGGAAGAAGAGGAUGCUCACAGAGACGAUCAACUCAAAUAACUCUAUUAGGAAGAUCAAGAGCACGGAUAGGGAUGCGAAGAGGGCUGAUAACAGAUAUAUCCUGAAUAAGAAUUUCAAUAGCAAAAUAGACACCAUUGACUUUUCCACAAAGUCUUUUAUCAAUUAUAGCUCAUCUAAAGGAGCCCAUUUUUGAGAGAGCAACACUCCUAAAGAACAUACAAAGAGAAAGAAGAGCAAGAGAAAGCCGAAUAAGACCCCUGUAGGAAGAUACGGUCGAAAACAUCGUGAAGUUAAUGCAAACAACUUCCACAUGAAUAGUGUAAAUCAGCCUUCAAUUGAAGGCCACAUUAUGAACUCAAAGACUGAAUUUUCUAGCCCAAAGUUGUUCUGAAUUCCAUCGAACCACUCAAUCAUGAAUCAGAGCUAUAGAGCAAAGCAACGGUAACAGAUGAAAUAG